Zingiber officinale is the source of this 1312-nucleotide messenger RNA. Its product is annotated as protein RETICULATA-RELATED 3, chloroplastic-like. The coding region runs from base 44 to 1120 and encodes 358 amino acids. NCBI's taxonomy places the organism in Eukaryota, Viridiplantae, Streptophyta, Magnoliopsida, Zingiberales, Zingiberaceae. The transcript has a single exon. The record is from RefSeq and is a predicted model, not a curated record.
UUAAUACCGAGAUACCUUCGCCCGCCCUCGCCUGAGAACUGCCAUGGCCGCCGACGCCUCGUUUCUCCGCUUCUCAUCGCUUCCGAUCCGCACCGGAACCCGCCGUGUAACGAGAGGUGCAAACCUCAGCCGCGAUCCUUCCCCCUCCCUUCAUCCCUCCCCCCGCCCUCUCUCCACCGGCUCCUUCCCGCUUCUCAUCGCUCGCUAUGCGAAUCCUAACCGAUCCUUUACCUCCCCUGACCGAUCGGGCGGAGGCCCUGCCUUUCCACCAGAUGGACCCGGUAACUACGGUCGCGGCGGAGAUGGUGAUUCGGACGAUGAUCGCAACCGCGAUGAGCCCGCCUCGUCAGAUCUGGGAGGUCCUCUGGGUGUCUUCCUAGAGGGGUGGCGAUCUAGAGUUGCCGCCGAUCCUCAGUUCCCCUUCAAGGUCCUCAUGGAGGAGGUUGUCGGCGUCACUGCGUGCGUCCUCGGCGACAUGGCCUCCCGACCCAACUUUGGUCUCGACGAGCUCGACUUCGUAUUUUGCACCCUCGUUGUCGGAUCCAUCGUCAACUUCGUCCUCAUGUACCUCUUGGCGCCCACGGCCGCCUCCUCGGCCAGCGCCUCUGCUCUACCUGGCUUAUUUGCCACCUGCCCCGCCAGCCACAUGUUUGAGCCGGGGUCUUAUUCCCUAAUCUCCCGUAUGGGCACCUUUGUCUAUAAAGGUGUCACCUUUGCCGCUGUCGGCUUCGCUGCGGGCCUUGCAGGGACGGCGAUCUCAAAUGGGCUGAUCGCUCUACGCAAGAAGAUGGAUUCAGGGUUUGAGCCACCUAACAAGCCCCCGCCGACCGUGUUGAAUGCGCUGACCUGGUCGCUGCACAUGGGAUUGAGCAGUAAUUUCCGGUACCAGACCCUUAAUGGGAUCGAGUACGCAAUGGAGAAGGCAUUGCCUUCAUCUGCUUUCAAGGCAUCAGUGGUGGUGCUUAGGUGUUUGAACAAUCUGCUUGGAGGAAUGUCUUUUGUUAUGCUUGCAAGGAUUACCGGGUCUCAGAAGGCGACUGCAGAUGCAGAGGCGGUAGAAGAAAUCAAGGAGAAGUUGGUCAGUGACAAAGCUACAAUUCCUGAGAACGGCGAUGAUUAAUGAAUGAGCGCAAGGUAAGUAAGGGUUAUCUCGUGUUUUUUUCUUCUCGAUAGUUGUUGGUAAGAUAGUGUUAGAAGAAAGAACUGAUCUUGGCAUAUCAAGGAAGGUAGAGGUGUUGCUUUUUUCAAUAAUGAGAAAUGCUAGUUGGGAUGGAUCAAUAAAGCAGAGCGAGAAGCUUCACAUUUCUAUAAA